AUGGCCCGUCGUCCAGCGAGAUGUUAUCGCUACUGCAAGAACAAGCCAUACCCCAAGUCCCGCUUCAACCGUGGUGUGCCAGACCCUAAGAUCAAGAUCUUCGAUCUUGGUCGUAAGAAGGCCAACACCGAUGAGUUCCCUCUCUGCGUGCACAUGGUUUCCAACGAAUACGAACAGUUGAGCUCCGAGGCUCUCGAAGCUGCCCGUAUCUGCGCCAACAAAUACCUCGUCAAGAUCUGCGGUAAGGAAGGUUUCCACCUCCGCGUGCGCGCCCACCCCUUCCACGUCGUCCGCAUCAACAAGAUGUUGUCAUGUGCCGGUGCCGAUAGAUUGCAAACCGGUAUGCGUGGCGCUUUCGGCAAGCCCUACGGUGUCGUUGCCCGUGUCAACAUCGGUCAGAUCCUCCUCAGCGUCCGCACACGUGACUCCAACCGAGCCGCUGCCAUCGAGGCUCUCCGUCGCUCCAUGUACAAGUUCCCCGGUCGCCAGAAGAUCAUCGUCAGCAAGAACUGGGGCUUCACUCCUCUCCGCCGCGAGGAAUACGUCCAGUUGCGCAAGGAGGGCAAGGUCAAGAUCGACGGUGCUUAUGUGCAAUUCUUGAGAAACAAGGGCAAUGUUGCGAGUAAUAUGAAGCGCUUCCCUGAUGCUUAUGAGAAUCUUUCUCAGGCGUAA
Messenger RNA from Uncinocarpus reesii 1704, 672 nucleotides. RefSeq names its product 60S ribosomal protein L10-B. Gene Ontology annotation, cellular component: ribosome; cytosolic large ribosomal subunit. The record is from RefSeq and is a predicted model, not a curated record. Gene Ontology annotation, biological process: ribosomal large subunit assembly; translation. NCBI's taxonomy places the organism in Eukaryota, Fungi, Ascomycota, Eurotiomycetes, Onygenales, Onygenaceae. Gene Ontology annotation, molecular function: structural constituent of ribosome. The transcript is spliced from 3 exons. Bases 1 to 672 code for a protein of 223 amino acids.